Molecule: messenger RNA, 4874 nt
Organism: Pyrgilauda ruficollis (rufous-necked snowfinch)
Lineage: Eukaryota; Metazoa; Chordata; Aves; Passeriformes; Passeridae
Gene: CLCN1
Product: chloride voltage-gated channel 1
Exons: 21
Coding region: 177-2933 (918 amino acids)
Biological process (GO): transmembrane transport; chloride transport
Cellular component (GO): membrane
Molecular function (GO): voltage-gated chloride channel activity
Source: RefSeq, a predicted model, not a curated record
AGGCACAAGGAGGAGGAGGAGGAGGGGCAGAGAGAAAGAGAGUGCAGGAACGGGACAAGUUGGAGUGGUCUGAGGAGAGAGAGAAAGGAAGGAUCAGCAGAGAAUGCGGAGGCCAUGCUCUCUGCCAGAACACGAGGUGCUUCGAGGUAAGGCCCAGAGCAGCAACUCAGUCAGAGAUGAGCGUGAGGAGCAGUGGAGGAAUGGAGAGCUCAGAGAGCAAGACGCAGGAGGCCAUCUGGAAGCCAGCUUUGUGGGAGGGCACACCGCAGUACGACUAUGUCUGCUUUGAGAAAUGCACCCGUUACGGGAUACCCGUGGAGGCAGGACAGCAGGCCCGGGCCACAGGGGACGACCUGCGCUCCCCGGAGAACUCGCCCAGCUACCCACAGCUGUAUGGCCGAUACACAGACCGGAUAACAGAUAACAUUUCAGACCAGGAAGCAGCAAAACUGCUGAAGAAACAGGCCCAAAGGAACAAUGGAAGACCCCUGAAACGUGACAGUCAAGUACAGAUCAAAGAAGAGCACUAUUCCAAAUGCCAAGACUGUGCUAAACGCAUCCAGAAAUAUGUUACCAAGAAGCUUGGAGAGGACUGGAUUUUCUUGGUUCUGUUGGGUCUGGUCAUGGCGUUGGUGAGCUGGGGAGUGGAUUAUGCCAGUGCAAAGACCGGUCCUUUUGUGCAUAUUGCCAGUAUCUGUGCUGUGGUACUCAGCAAGUUCAUGUCGAUCUUCUGUGGGGUGUAUGAGCAGCCCUAUUAUUACACGGAUGUCCUGACUGUGGGGUGUGCUGUGGGUGUUGGCUGCUGCUUUGGGACACCGCUUGGAGGGGUUCUUUUCAGCAUCGAGGUCACCUCCACUUACUUUGCUGUGCGCAAUUACUGGAGAGGCUUCUUUGCAGCCACCUUUAGUGCCUUCGUGUUCCGAGUCCUGGCUGUCUGGAACAAGGAUGCAGUUACCAUCACAGCCCUGUUCAGAACAAACUUCCGUAUGGAUUUCCCCUUUGAUCUGCAAGAGCUGCCAGCAUUUGCUAUAAUAGGCAUAUGCUCUGGAUUCCUUGGAGCCUUUUUUGUUUAUCUCAAUCGCCAAGUGGUCCUGGGCAUCCGACGUCAUAAAGCCCUGAGCCAGUUUCUCACCAAAUACCGACUGAUAUACCCUGCAGUUAUAACCUUCUGUAUAGCGUCUGUGACAUUUCCUCAUGGAUUUGGGCAGUUCAUGGCAGGAGAGUUGAUGCCACGGGAAGCCAUCAGCACUCUCUUUGAUAACUAUACCUGGAUCAAACACUCUGGGGACACCCAGAUCCUAGGGAAAUCUGCUGCCUGGGUCCAUCCUAAAGUCAGCGUCUUUGUCACCAUCCUGCUCUUCUUCCUCGUGAAGUUCUGCAUGGCUGUUAUUGCCACCACGAUGCCAAUCCCCUGUGGAGGUUUCAUGCCUGUUUUCGUACUAGGUGCUGCAUUUGGACGUCUCAUUGGGGAAAUCAUGGCAUCACUUUUUCCCAACGGGAUCCUCUUUGAUGACAUUCUCUACCAAAUCUUACCUGGAGGGUAUGCUGUCAUUGGUGCAGCAGCUUUGACGGGAGCAGUGAGCCACACUGUCUCCACCGCUGUCAUCUGCUUCGAGCUGACGGGUCAGAUCUCUCACAUCCUGCCCAUGAUGGUGGCUGUCAUUCUUGCCAACAUGGUGGCCCAGAGUUUGCAGCCCAGCCUCUAUGACAGCAUCAUCCAGGUGAAGAAGUUGCCCUACCUGCCAGACCUGGGCUGGAAUCACAUAAGCAAAUACAAUAUCUUUGUUGAGGAUAUUAUGGUCCAAGAUGUGAAAUUUGUUUCCUCCAACUGUAAAUACCGAGACUUGCAAGAGGUACUCCAAAGCACCACAGUGAAAUCUUUGCCUUUGGUGGACUCGCCAGAGUCCAUGAUCCUCCUGGGGUCCGUGGAGCGGUCGGAACUGCAGGCUCUCCUCCAGACACACAUCAGCCCAGAGCGGCGACGGCUCCUCAACAGAGAAAUGCAGCAGAAGCUGAAUGAGGCACCCUACGAUGGACCCUGGGCAAACCUGCCCAAGCUGAAGCACGAAUCUUUUGCUUAUGUCGAUGAGGAUGAGGAUACAGAGGAGAAGGGAGAGCUGCCUCGGCCUCCAAGUCCCACUCCCAGUUACCCAGAGGAGCCAAAUGGCCCAACAAGUCCUCUUAAACAAAUGCCUGAAAGCUUGGAGCCCCAGCAACACUCAGGCAGUUUCAGGAGUCUGAGGAAACUGAUCCAGCAGCUCUUGUGCCAUUGCAGCCAUCCACAUGAAACAGAGAGCACCAUCCAGGAGCCAGUGGAAGUCAUUGAGACAAUGACACCAGAAGAGAUAGAUGCUUGGGAACAGGAGGAGCUGAACAAGAGCGUGUGCUUUGACAGCUGCCGUGUAGAUCCCUCCCCUUUCCAACUGGUGGAGAGAACUUCCCUGCACAAGACGCACACAUUGUUCUCACUGCUGGGCCUCAGCCAUGCCUACGUAACCAGCAUGGGGAAGCUGAGGGGAGUGCUGGCUUUGGAAGAGCUCCAGAAGGCGAUAGAGGGUUCCACCCGCUCUGGGGUUCGUCUCCGACCACCCCUUGCCAGCUUCCGCGACAUCAACCGGACUUCCAUCAGCACCAAGGUGGGGCAGGACGCUCAGGCGUGGAGCCGGGAAGACGACGGCACGGUGGCAGCAGAGCAAGCAGCAAACCUGGGCACUGAGAGCCCUCUGCCCCCCUGCUCACACUCCCCCCAGCCCUCACACUCACAGGAAGAGGGGGAAGUCCCCAGCUCCGCUUAUGCCACGGAUACUGAGCUGGAAGAGAUGGAGCUGACAGGGCGAGUUGCUGAAAACAUCUCAGACAUCCUCAAGGACAUAAACCUACGUACCACUGACCUGGAUGAAGAUGAAGAUGAGGAUGAGGAUGUUCCUUUAUAGUUGAUGUGAGGGUAGCAGUCCAUGACACUCUUCAGUGAGCCAGUCUUCUUGUGUUUGCUCCUCCAAGAGAAGCUUUUGGAUGCUCUUUGCAAUCCCCACAGAGGAAUGAUACAGCUGGGAGGAGGGAAAUCAGACUGACCCUUUCUUCUGAUGCUUUCCCUCUGUGCAGACUGUUGGGCUGCUGGACUAUUGGGGCACGUGCAGGUGUCAGAUGUGGACUGCAAGGAGCCCGAGUGCAGGCAGAGCACACUGUAACAGGACAUGGAUACUGCUGACACAGUCAGGAUGCCCUGGCUCAAUCUGCCAUGUGGAAAGUGGAGGAGGAUCAGCUCUCACUCGCCACUGGUGCCGUCCUUCCAGCCACACCAGGCCUGCAGGCAGCAGUGUACCACAGCCAGACCUCCAGCCUAGAAGCAUACUGCUGCUUCUGACUGCCACCCUGUCCAUGCUGCUGCAGCUCCUUUUCACUGGCUCUUAUCUUGCACCCCUCCCCAAACAUUCCCAUGUAGAACAUUUUUAUUCUUUCUCAAUUUUUACUCUGGGAUUUUCCUGGAUGGGGAUGCAGUUAGGAGCUUCUCCUCUGUCCUAUAGCUGAGCCAUGCCCUAAGAACAGAUGGGAGGAAAGUAUUUGGUGUACGUCUCAUGUCUUGAAUUCAGCCAAGGCUUUAGAAAACACUGGAAGGGAAAAAAGCUUCUUUGUUUUCCCAUCAUCUCUGAAAUUUUAAAACAGAAUGGGAAAAUCUUAAGUGAGGGCAUCCUCAGUGCUGGGGGAAGAGGAGUAAAACAGCAUCUGUGUACCUAUAUUUCAAAUAACUGUUUGUCUCUCUGAAUCACUGUUCAUAACUUUCCACAGUUAUAGUCUUAAAAUAUAAGAACUCAAGAAAAAAAAAAAAAUUAUGGAGUGUUAGCAGGCUGCCAAGAAAUACAGCAGAGGGAAGACACAUUUUCUACACUUUGAAAACAGGUUUCUUUCUGAAAACUCCUGCUCUCUUUUCCUGGUAAUUCUACCCUGCCUACUUUCCACAUAUUUCUGCAUACCUCAUAUCUGAGAAUUCCAGCUCUCACUUUUGCCAGCUUGUCUCUGUUGUGACUAACAGCAGAGACCUCAACCCUUGUCUGCAGCAUCCCUCUCUAUUCCAGUUCUAAAUCUGGAGCAGAUCUGCAUCUUGCAAAAAGAUGUCUUGUCAGUUCGUGUCAUGCAUGCAAAACCUUGGCAUCCAAAGGUAAGAUGCUGCUUUGUUUAAUUCACUGCUCUUGUGAGGUUUUCUCAGUAAACAGGCAAAACCAAAUUCUGUGUAUUCUGCAGCUUCUUCUAACAGUCUACAUCUUUUUUCUACCAUAUUUUUGGUGUCUCGUACCACUUAGAUGCAGUCCCAAGCAGCCUAUUAGACGUGUUUCCACUUAUCAACAACAGAGAAGAAAUCCAGGCUCAGAAAAUACGUUCUUGGGGGUAAUCUCAUUCCCCUUCCUGGUAUUAGUAAACCAUUAUCCAUCUUAGAGUGACAAGUUCUACUUUAACAUGUGAUUUUCUAUAAGCUGUCUCAGGAGCAAGUCAAAAAUAUCAUUACUUCUAACCCAGUCUCCAAAGGAAAAUUCCCUCCUGGCUUUAAUUCCAAGGAUUGACCUUGCACCAAUUUCUCUCUGAUGAUGCUUAUGGGUGGGAGAGUCUGUGACAAGCUUACAGUAGAAGGAAAUCUUCCCUGCUAGUCUCUUGCAGAGAGACAAAUUCAUUCUUGCCGUCUGGAGUUCAGAGCCCACCACGUCUGUUGUGUUUUAGGCACAAGAUCACCCUUGAUAAGCUAACUGGGGACAGCCUUCCCUGCCUCAAUGAUGGUCUGUCCUCCGGGAGCCACCCUGUCCUUGUGAGGAGACAGUGCUGAUCUGAGGGCAAGUCCCAGAGGGGCACGUUUGUGUCUGCCAGGCAUCAGCACGGCCUCCCCU